Molecule: messenger RNA, 618 nt
Organism: Dioscorea cayenensis subsp. rotundata (Guinea yam)
Lineage: Eukaryota; Viridiplantae; Streptophyta; Magnoliopsida; Dioscoreales; Dioscoreaceae
Exons: 4
Coding region: 1-618 (205 amino acids)
Source: RefSeq, a predicted model, not a curated record
AUGGCGAGAUCCAUGGGAGUUGCUGUUUAUGGUCGAUCGCUUCGUAGCGAUCAUCGACCUGCGCUGACCAACGAAGAUUUCGGUACAUCCUCAGACGAUGAUCGCUACCUUGGAAUGUAUAUGCAGGGCAUAAAGUGGCGAAAUGGACGGUCCAGAUCUGAUGGUCCAAGCCCGUAUCAGCCUUCUCGAUCUCGCUGGCUUCCACCCUUCCGCUCUCUUCUCAGUUUCUCACCGUGGAUCAGCGCAUCAGAGUUUGCGAGAAUUCGACGCCGCCGACGAAGCGUGGCUGAGAUGGCAUCCUCGUCUUCGAUUCCAACUGCCUCCGCGGCGGUGGGGAAGCUCUCCUCCUCGUUGCCCCCUGCCGCCGCCGCUGCUCCAAGCCAGCCUGCCCUUAGGGUCUCCUUCCGUUUGUCAUCGGUGCCCGCGAAGCUCGUCUUCCGGUCCUCACAGGCAUUGAAGAUUUGCUCUGGCAGAUCAACCUUUGUUAAAGCGCAAAUGAAUGAGGUUGCCGGCAGUUCUUCAAAUGAUGCAGCACCUGCAAAGUCCAAUGUUGAGAUACCUAGAGCCCAAAGAGAAAGACCCUCCAUCAGUUCCAAUGUCUGGGGAAGCAGUCUCUGA